AUGAUUCUAAGGACAAAAAGUUUAUUAAAUUUAAAUAAAAAUGGUUUUCUUUGGGUAUUAAUUGAAAGAAAUAUAGAAAAUGAGGAUUUGAAUGUUUGUUACUGCUUAAAUAAUUAUGCUUACGAUUCGUCAAAGGAAGGAUUUUUAGGUGAAGGUAGUUACUUUAGGGCAUAUAGAGGUAGAAAACUGUUUUCUUUUAAUAGAGAUAGUGUUGAAAAUGUCUUAAGGACACUUAAAGUAGGGUUAUUAUCAUGUCUUAAAUCUCACAAAGUUGUUUUGGUUAGAGGAGAUAACAAAAAAGAAAUUUUAUCUGUAUAUGAAAAGGUGGUCUUGGAGUAUUUGAUAUUGAGGAAACUGAAUCAUUUUAGUAUACCAAGAACUUUUGGCUUGCUUGAGAUACCAGAGUCAAAUCAAAUUGUCCUAAUUCACGAGUAUUUACCUUUUCAACUAAUGUAUUGGAAUAAAAAUGGUCAAGUAUAUAGUAUAAUUAAAGGUUCCAAGAAGAUUUUGGUUUAUAAUGAAAGGAUUUCUAUAUUUAUUUUGUACCAAUUACUAAUUUCUGUUGAAUAUUUACAUGAGAAUAAAAUAAUUCACAGAGAUAUUAAACCAGAAAACAUUUUUUUAACAGAAAGAAUUGAUGAAUUAGAUAUGGUUUCUAUUGGAAGUUUGAAUAUUUUGGAUGAGGAUGAGGAGGAAGACGAAUCUGAGGAAUUCUUUGAAGAAAAGUGCCUUUGGGAAGAUGCUCCGAUUUUUGAUUCAGUAUCUCAAGCAAAAACCGAACAAAUAAGGCUCUUACGAGGUAGAGGAGAGAAAAGGAGAGGGAAGAAGGGAGAAUUAAGAGAAGCAGGAGAAAGAAAAGAAGAAGAGGGGGAGCAAAAAGGAGAAGGAAAAGGAGAGAUGGAAGAGGAAAAAGAUACUGAUGAAGAUGAAGAAGAGGAAAACUUGGAUAGCUCUUUAAAACGAGUGCUCGAUUUCAAGGAAUAUAGGGACUACUUCAGAAAAGACUUUCUUCAAAAAAGUGAAGAGCCAGAUCCUAACCUUAAGUUUAAUUCCCGGCUUUUAGUAAAACUUUCGGACUUUAACUCUUGUAUUAUAGUUGAUGACUCUGGUUUAAUAUACGAUUCUGGAUCUAAACUGUUUGCUCCUCCAGAGUGUUUUAAGUUGGAGUGCACAAAAGAUGGAGUAGAUGGGUAUAAAAGAGAUGUGUGGUCAAUAGGAUGUGUAAUGUAUUGUAUUUUGAAUGGAAAACCUCCAUUUUUCGGAAAAGAUACAAGAGAACUUUUGAAAUCCAUAAGGGAGAACUCCAGUAAUCUAGUUUUUCACAGAGAAGAUAUCUCAAUGGAAACAAGGAAGCUGAUUGAGGAUAUGUUAUCUUUAGAUCCAGUUAAUAGAGUUUCAAUCAAGGAUGCUAAAGAAAGAGUAAUGAAAAUGUUGAAUUGA
Molecule: messenger RNA, 1440 nt
Organism: Cryptosporidium ubiquitum
Lineage: Eukaryota; Apicomplexa; Conoidasida; Eucoccidiorida; Cryptosporidiidae
Product: serine threonine-protein kinase
Exons: 2
Coding region: 1-1440 (479 amino acids)
Biological process (GO): protein phosphorylation; mitotic DNA damage checkpoint signaling
Cellular component (GO): nucleus
Molecular function (GO): ATP binding; protein serine/threonine kinase activity
Source: RefSeq, a predicted model, not a curated record